AUGAUGAAGACACACACCUCUGCGUUUGCAUUCGUAUUCUUUCUGUUGUGCAUUCUCAAUGUGCAAGCUUCUAUUGAAGAUUUCGACACUCAUCAUGGUGACUCGACCCCGUACAGCUACUUCCUCGAAAGUGAGCUGGAUGACACCUAUGAGAACGAAAAUGAGGACAAUUUCUAUGAACUCAUGAACGAUGACGUUUUCGGUCACAUGAGCCUUAUGGACUUUGACGAUGAAGAGAGUUUCCUCGAAAUCACAGAAGAUGACACCGACUUGGAUUUCGGAGCCUUCUUCCAAAUGGACUCCCCUGAAGAUGACGUUGAAUCUACAACAUUCGAAGACGCCGAUGAGAAGUUCGACGACCUCAUUGUACUAGAUGAUGAAGCAAUUGAACCAGACCACACUGGAUACCAACCCAUUAGACAACACAGAAGGGGUGUUUCAUGUGACUCUCACAACGGCACUAUGAAGGACGCCGCUGUAUCUACAGAUGACACUACGAACCAUGCUUUCGACGAGGUAUCUGCUGACGAAGUAAAGGAACUGGACAUCGUCCCUCAUGGUUUCUUCCGUAAGAAUGCAUUUGCCAUUACUUGCUUCACGAUAGUGAUCGGCGUAGUUUUGGGUUACGUAUUGUACAAACGCGGUUGGUUCACUUACGCUAAAGAAUGCGUGACCUCCAUUUUCGGAAGUUCACAGGAAAACCAACCAGUCCUACCACAAGUCACAGAGGCAGAACCCCUUGUCAACCAUUAA
Messenger RNA from Babesia sp. Xinjiang, 753 nucleotides. RefSeq lists its product as uncharacterized. The coding region runs from base 1 to 753 and encodes 250 amino acids. The record is from RefSeq and is a predicted model, not a curated record. Lineage: Eukaryota; Apicomplexa; Aconoidasida; Piroplasmida; Babesiidae. The transcript has a single exon.